This is a messenger RNA of Zingiber officinale, 865 nucleotides long. Its product is annotated as myb-related protein Hv1-like. Lineage: Eukaryota; Viridiplantae; Streptophyta; Magnoliopsida; Zingiberales; Zingiberaceae. The transcript is spliced from 2 exons. Bases 78 to 770 code for a protein of 230 amino acids. The record is from RefSeq and is a predicted model, not a curated record.
AGUGUUCAUGGCUCAAACAGAGGUGUGCAUUAAGUACUCAGGUGAGGAGGGAGGCCUGCAUCUAGAGCUUUUAGGCAAUGGGGAGGUCUCGGUGCUGCGAGAAGACCCAUAUCAACAAGGGGGCAUGGACUAAGGAAGAAGAUAGUCGGUUGGUGGCCUAUAUACGCGCGCACGGUGAGGGUUGUUGGCGCUCGCUGCCUCAGGCGGCUGGCCUUCUCCGGUGUGGCAAGAGUUGCCGCUUGCGUUGGAUCAAUUAUCUCCGGCCGGGCCUCAAGCGCGGCAACUUCACCGAGAAGGAGGAUGAGCUCAUCAUCAAACUUCAUAGCCAUCAUGGCAACAAGUGGUCUCUAAUAGCCGGGAGAUUACCGGGAAGAACCGAUAACGAGAUCAAGAACCAUUGGAACACGCACAUCAAGAGGAAGUUAACGAGUCGAGGAAUUGACCCGGCGACGCACCAAAAGGUUUGUGCACCGAUUACAAACUUAUCAGUGUCUUUCGUGAAGGUCGAAGAGAAGAAGGGAGGGUUCCUUCGAUGCGAUCAAGAUUGCACUAGUAGCCGUGGUAGCAACGACAAGGGAAGGCCAUGGCAAAGUGAAAGCUACAAGUGUCCCGACUUGAAUCUCGACUUGAAUUUAACCCCUCCUCCAUUGGGAGGAAUAGGGUUUUGUAUCAAUUGUAGUUGGGGAUUACACCUGAGGAGUGAAGAGUGCAAGUGUGACACUUUUCAUGGAAUCAAGUCACAGUUGUGGGAUACAAAGGCCUUGAGUUGAAAUGGUAAGAACAUAAUUAAUAUUCUCACUUUUUGAUCCCAAAUAUUAUAGACUUUAUGAAAAAAAAAUCUCUCAGUUUUUGAUUUUCUUUACUA